This is a messenger RNA of Ostertagia ostertagi, 393 nucleotides long. Lineage: Eukaryota; Metazoa; Nematoda; Chromadorea; Rhabditida; Trichostrongylidae. The record is from the annotation of a GenBank genome assembly.
AUGAUUAAUUCACACUCCUCCUUCCAGGGCAUGGCUUUUUCAUUAACUGAACGCCAAUACCUCGGAAUCCAUGGUCUACUACCACCGGCCUUUAUGACCCAAGAACAGCAAGCUUAUCGUGUAAUGAGUAGAAUUCGACAGGAGCCAGAUAACUUACAAAAGUACAUAAUCCUGGAUGAACUUCAAUGCCGCACUGAGAAGCUUUUCUACCGCGUUUUGUGUGAAAAUGUCAAAGAACUAAUGCCAAUUGUGUAUACUCCUACAGUCGGUUUGGCUUGCCAAAAGUUCGGGUUCAUUUACCGUCAUCCAAAAGGUCUUUACAUUACCAUCAAUGACAACAGUAUCAGUAAAAUUUAUCAAAUUUUGUCCAACUGGCCAGUAUCGAAUGUACAG